Molecule: messenger RNA, 7909 nt
Organism: Vidua macroura (Pin-tailed whydah)
Lineage: Eukaryota; Metazoa; Chordata; Aves; Passeriformes; Viduidae
Gene: FURIN
Product: furin, paired basic amino acid cleaving enzyme
Exons: 16
Coding region: 4283-6652 (789 amino acids)
Biological process (GO): peptide hormone processing
Cellular component (GO): trans-Golgi network; Golgi membrane
Molecular function (GO): serine-type endopeptidase activity
Source: RefSeq, a predicted model, not a curated record
CUCGGCCGGCCAGCGCCGGCAGGGCGGCUGCUGCCGGUGGGGCAGCACCUCCGCCUGCUGCACGGCAAGGCUGGGGGAGCUCCUGGGAGUCCCGCUGGCACGGGUGUGCUGAAGUGUCUGUGGGGGAAGGCUGGGGCCGCGGCUGCUUCUUGGGGGUUUCCCGUAAGCAGCCGGGUGCUGCCUGUGUCAGCAGGUCUCGUCUUCCGAGGGGCGCGAGGUUUCCCAGCGCAGGGCGAGUGGCCGGUGUGGGAUGUCCCUGUGCGCGCAUCCUGCCGCAGAAGAUAAUCGCUUCUCUUAAGCUGGGUGAAACUGCGUCACAAGCCACUACAGCCACGUCUGCCACUUUCUGCUACCUCCUGCUGGCUUCUACGAAGAAAGGAAGAGGAAACUCUUUUAUCUUCCAUGAAAUCUGCUUGCUGGCAGGGAAAUUUAGGAAGCAGGGGGGCCGAGCCACGCUUUAACAGUUCACUGUCAGUAGCAGAGCAGGUACUCUUGUGCUUCUGCGACAGAGGCCCUGUGGGGUGAGGCCAGCUCUGGCAGCCAGGAAAGGCCAGGGCACUUGUGCUUUUCCAACUGGUGGCUCAGCAGUGGAGCACAAUCCGUAAGGGAGUGCAGGGAAGUGUUUUUCUUUUGGUGUCCUUGGUCUGGGCUGGGAGAUGUCUCUCUGGCAGCAUCUCCUGCAGCCAGUCUAGGGGAGAGCAGACCAAAUUUUUGGCAGCAGUGCUACCCUAGUCUAGUCCCAGAAGUGGCUGCAGAGGUCCCAAGGCCACCAUGGAGGCUGGCUCUCUCCUGGGGAACUCUCCUUGGCCAACAGAGAUGCCAGGGCUGGGCAGAUCCAGUUGGAUGACCACGAUCUGGCUGGGCUGCAGGUGGGGUGGCUGCCGCAGGCAUGGGGGCAGGUGGGCGCAGUCCCUUGCAGCACUGGCUGGCUGCACCUGGCAUCCUGACUCAGUCCCUGCUCUAGUUCCAGGGAAGGGUGUCCCUGCAGUGCCCUCCAUACAGACCCAUUUCUGCUGCAGACAGAAAUGAUGCCAUGAAGCUGGUGGUUUGCCUGAGCAACUGAGGCAUCAGUGCCUUUAUAAUCUUACAGCACCUACAGCCUCUGCCAGGAAUGGCCAAGAAUGGAUCUGUGUGUUUGUUGGUGUGCUUCUGGCCUUUGCACCCAGGUGACAACCAGAGCACCCACUCUCUGUUUAUGUUGUUAAUGUUGAGGGUUGUCAUAGUGUCUUCCCACCCGGUGAGUCCUGUGCCAUGUGGCAAGGAAUAAGCUUUAACAGGACUUGAAGGACCAGUUGGCCAGAGUAGCUAAGAGGAAGCUUGAGGAUUGCACACAAAGCAGAUACUGUCUCAUUCAGGUGAAGCCAAACUAAAGACCUGGGCAAACAGGGAAAUGCCUUCAAGCCUGGCUCAGUUCUGUGCCUGCAGGUGCUGGAGGCCAUGGCUGGAAGAUGCCCUUCACCAUGAAGUCUCUUUGCCCCAUGUUCCCUUUCCCCAGUGCAGCAGCUGCUGACAUCUUGGCCCUCCAGCGCUUGGCAGUUGGCAGCUGGGCAGCAAUGGGGUGGGAGACACUUUGUGGGGCUGAGCCCCCCAUUCUUGGGGUGGUGUGAGGCCAUGGAAGGCUGGCAGCUGUACCAUGAAUGAACCUGGAGCAUGGACCAGUCUGCCCCUCAGUGCUGUGCCAGCCACACCUGCUGGUCUUUGGGCUGGGUUUGUGUGUCCUUGCUUGUGAGCACCCCUUCCCCAGCCCACUGAAGCCCGUGGGCACAUGGCAUUCCUACUGCUGGGCUGCAGGUGGGCUCCCAGCCUGGUGUUCCCUGCCCGUGCGUGCGUGUGUUCCGUGUGUUCCUGUGCGUGUCACUUGUGUGGAACGCCCCAAGUGCCACAGGCACCUUAUGCACUUAGGCUGGCAAGGAAAUCCCUGCACCAGUACAGCAGGUGAUGACAGGGUGCUGUCACAGGACAGGUGAUGGAAGGGCACGUCCUGCAGCCCAGAGCAGGGGCAGAGCCAGACUAGGCUGUGGAUCGACACCUUGGCAGCAUUACGACUGCUGCUGACAAAGCUUAAGGCAGAUAGUUAGAGAACCCACCCUGAGCAGCUGCUGUUUGUAUCUGCAGCUGUACUACAGGACAAGGUCAGGGUGUUUGGGCUGGGCCUGAGUCCCUGCAUGUGGCUACGGUGAGAUGUUUUGUCUGGGAGUCAGAGAUGAGUAGAGCUGCUGGAGCCUGUGGACCUCAGAUCCUGCCUGGGCCACGGCGGUCUCAGCUCCCUCGGCACCAAAGGGCCUGCUGGUAGUAUCCAGUGUGGAGGGGAGGGGAUGGGCUGGGGAGACUCCAGGGAAAGGGACUGCAGCCUUAGCUUCGGGAGAGUGUGAGGAUGUGUGCAGGGAGAAGGCUGAACAGCACAGCAGAGGGACUGUGGGCUCACCUCUCCUGGCGUGGAGGGCAGAGCAGGCUGCUCUGUGCUGGGUAAACCUUCUGGUAUUGAUUUGGUGCAUCAAAAAGUUUCUGCCUGCUGUUGCUCCCUGUUACUUGGUUUUUCUCUGCUGGUUUCUCUGUGUGGGCUCUCUGCCCUUUUCCUGCUAUUGCCCACUCACUAGCUGCUUUCACCUGCAAUCCUGCAAGUCCCCCAGGCUGGGGUGCCUGCAGGCAGGGGUGCACCCCCAUGCUGCUCUGUUUCCCAGGGAGCUUGGGCAGAUGGGCAGUUGUAUUCUUCAACCUGAAAGCUAAAAAUGAACCUGAUUUUUCCAUGAAAGUGGGUUUCUGUUGAUUGUGUGUGCAGCCAAGCCUCACCACAGUGUGCUCAGUGAAGGGGAGUGUGGGGGACUCUCCCACCCCCAGUGAGCAGUUUGACCCCUGUGGCCGCAGUGAGAGCCCCAUGGGAUCCUGGCAGGGCAGACCUCGCAGGAUGGGACAGUACGACUGGCUGGCAGUCGUGCUGCCAGUUUGCUGGGCACUGCCACAUGGAGCAGCUGCUCCUGCUGUCUCUUGGGCUGCGCUGGUGCCUCUGAGCCAUGGUCCCCAAGUCCGAGAGGAGGGUUUGUGCCUGGCAGAUGUGCGGCAGUAGCUGUUUCACCCCCUCGCUGCAUCGUGGCUGGGGACAGAGAGGGGUGCCCGGCAGCCCUGUGAGGCGAGUGGGGCACAGCGGCUGCUCAGAUCCAUGCUGGUGGCCCCUCUCUGCUCCUUCUGCAGCUGGGCGCAGGGGCUGCGGGGACAGCGGGUCUCCUCCCCGUCCGUGGCGACGUGCCACCUGCAGCCAGGUGCUUCCCGACCCCGGCGUUUUCUUUGGCAGGGCUGUGGGGUCACCGCGGGUCCCAGGCCAGUGGUUUGCGUAAGAGCGCAGUGCUUCCUGCCUGCCUGCCCCGCAGCACCGCGAUAAGCCCGUGGUGACAAGGGCCCUUUGUCAGCUCCUCUCAGCACCUCAUGUCACAGGGCUGCCUGCAGCAGCUCCUCACCUGCCUAGGCACGGCUGCCAGCGCCCAAAGGAGGCAUCCAGAGAUAAGGUUCAUGGGUGGGGCAGGCAGCCUGCGUCCCGUCCUCCCUCCCACCACUGGUCCGGACUCCAGCUCCGGACCUGCCCCUGUCCAUGCAUCCUCCAUAUAACCCCAUGGGGCACAGCUGGUCCCUGUGCCCCCAAGGGCAGGCCUGGGCUUGCCAGCUACAGGGACGACUCCUGAGCAUGCUGCAGUGACACUGGUGAGUGUUGCCUGUCUGGUGGGUGCCUUCUCCCCCUGGCAGGACCGUGGCCCUGAAGGUGGGCCUGGGGCACCACAGCCCCUGUGGCUGGUGGUCUCUGGUGCAGCACUUGGGGCUGGAUGCCAGGGUCAGCCCAGCCUGAAUACCUGCGGCCAGGGUGCUGCCCUGCAGAACUAACCCAGUUUAGCACAGCAACCUGCCCUGUGCUAGAUUUUCUGGGCUGUUCUCAGCAUCUCGGUUACCAAGGUGACUGUUUCCUGUGUGAUUGCUAAUGCUUCACGAUCUCGAUCAUGGUAUCUGAGUGACUUCCUUUUCUCUGGAAAGAGCACUAGGACCUGCUCCUGCUCCGGGCUGCCAGGCUCAUCGCAGGUGUGGAGGAUUCAGAUCGUGCUUCUGUCCUGGAUGGUGUGUUCCUGUGCUUCUGUGGCCUUGGCCCCAUGUGGGCUUGGGCUGAGCUGGGACCAGUAGGGCAGAGAGGCCGGUGUGCCUCGAAUUGCUGACGCUGGGAGACUGCUGGACCUGCUCCUGCCAGGACCCUCCUGCUCCUGGGACCCUCCUGCUCCCCAGCUCGAGGAACCCCGAUACUCUGAUGGAUCUGAGGCCCUGCUCGCUGCUGUUGCUCUGGACUCUGGUGGUUGCCCUCACUCUCCUGGACCAGGAAGUGCUGGCCCAGCAUAUUUACACCAACACCUGGGCUGUGCUCGUCCCUGCAGGACCCCAGGAGGCUGACAGGCUGGCCAGGAAGCAUGGAUUCCUCAACCUAGGCCCGAUCUUUGGCGACUAUUACCACUUCCGGCACCGCGGCGUGGUGAAGCGUUCGCUCUCGCCCCACCAGCCCUGGCACAGCCGCCUGGCCAGGGAACCCCAGGUGCAGUGGCUGGAGCAGCAGGUGGCAAAGCGCAGGACCAAGCGAGACGUUUUCAUGGAGCCCACGGACCCUAAGUUCCCACAGCAGUGGUACCUGUACAACACAAACCAGCGGGACCUGAACGUGCGUCAGGCCUGGGAACAGGGAUACACGGGCAAGGGCAUAGUGGUGUCCAUCCUGGAUGACGGCAUUGAGAAGAACCACCCUGACCUGGAGGCCAACUAUGACCCAGGGGCAAGUUUUGAUGUCAAUGACCAGGACCCAGACCCACAGCCCCGCUACACGCAGAUGAAUGACAACAGACAUGGCACGCGCUGUGCUGGGGAAGUGGCUGCUGUGGCAAACAACGGCAUCUGUGGUGUUGGCGUGGCGUACAAUGCCAGGAUCGGAGGUGUGCGCAUGCUGGACGGGGAGGUGACCGACGCUGUGGAGGCCCAUUCCCUGGGUCUCAAUCCCAACCACAUCCACAUCUACAGUGCCAGCUGGGGCCCUGAGGACGACGGCAAGACUGUGGAUGGCCCGGCCCGGCUGGCAGAGGAGGCUUUCUUCCGUGGGGUCAGCCAGGGCCGAGGCGGGCUGGGCUCCAUCUUCGUCUGGGCAUCUGGGAAUGGGGGCCGCGAGCAUGACAGCUGCAACUGUGACGGUUACACCAACAGCAUCUACACGCUGUCCAUCAGCAGCACCACCCAGUACGGCAACGUGCCCUGGUACAGCGAGGCCUGCUCCUCCACCCUAGCCACCACCUACAGCAGUGGCAACCAGAAUGAGAAGCAGAUUGUGACGACUGACCUCAGACAGAAGUGCACCGAGUUGCACACCGGGACGUCGGCCUCAGCCCCCCUGGCCGCUGGCAUCAUCGCCCUCGCUCUGGAAGCCAACAAGAACCUGACCUGGCGGGACAUGCAGCACCUGGUGGUGCAGACCUCGAAGCCAGCUCACCUGAAUGCCAAUGACUGGGUCACCAACGGUGUUGGCCGCAAAGUCAGCCACUCGUAUGGCUACGGCCUGCUGGAUGCCGGGGCCAUGGUGAGCCUGGCCAAGAACUGGACUACAGUGGGACCUCAGAGGAAGUGUGUCAUUGACAUCCUUGCAGAGCCCAGGGACAUUGGGAAGCGUCUCGAGGUACGGCGGAAAGUGGAUGCCUGCCUGGGGAAAGCCAACUACAUCAGCCGGCUGGAGCACGCGCAGGCCAGGCUGACGCUGUCCUACAACCGGCGGGGGGACCUGGCCAUCCACCUGGUCAGCCCCAUGGGCACCCGCUCCACCCUCCUGGCUGCCAGGCCCCACGACUUCUCGGCCGAUGGCUUCAAUGACUGGGCCUUCAUGACAACGCACUCGUGGGAUGAGGACCCCUCCGGGGAGUGGGUGCUGGAGAUUGAGAACACCAGUGAUGCCAAGAACUAUGGCACGCUUACCAAGUUCACGCUUGUGCUGUAUGGGACGGCCACCGACUCCCCCAGCCUCUCCAACCAGCUGGAGAGCAGUGGCUGCAAGACCCUGACCCCCAGCCAGACCUGUGUGGUCUGCGAGGAGGGCUACUACCUGCACCAGAAGAGCUGCCUGAAGCACUGCCCUCCUGGCUUCGCACCCGGUGUCCAGAGCACGCACUACAACCUGGAGAACAGCGUGGAGCCCAUUGCACCCCACCUCUGCCUGCCCUGCCACCCCUCCUGUGCCACCUGUGCGGGACCUGGCCCCAACCAGUGCCUCACCUGUCCUGCACACUCCCACUUCAGCAGCCUGGACCUCUCCUGCUCCCACCAGACACAGAGCAGCCGUGCGUCCCCUGCCCUGGCAGAUGGCGAAGGACCAGCUGAGGCCCCCUCUCCGGUCAACUUGCCUGUCCUCAUUGCCAGCCUCAGCUGCAUCCUCAUCGUCAUCAUCUUCGUCACCAUCUUCUUGGUGCUGCAAGCACGCUCAGGCUUCAGCCUGCGGGGUGUGAAGGUGUAUGCCCUGGACAGCGGGAUCAUCUCCUACAAGGGGCUCCCCUCCGACAUCUGGCAGGAGGAGGGUCCCUCUGAGUCGGACGGUGAGGAUUAUGAGGCCCACAGCGAGAGGACUGCCUUCAUCAGAGACCAAAGUGCCCUUUGAUGAGCCCUCCUGCCCCUCCCUCCUCCCUGCCCAGCACCGCAGGCCUGGGGCAGGUGAGGCUGAGGGGCCCUGGACUCUGCCCCUGUCCCCUUCCUGCACUGCAGGAGCCUGGGGCUCCCACCCACUGGCACCAUCCCUCAGCCCGAGUCUGGGUGGCCAGGCAUGGUCCUGCAGGCACCAUCCCCAGCACAGCACCGUCCCAGUCUUGCACCAUCUCUCCUGGCCCUGUGUCCAUCCUCUGCCCCAUGCCGGGGUGUUUGGUGGCAGUGGGGCCCGACACUUCCUGGCCCUGCACUGGUGGCAGUGUCUCCCGUGCUGGGUCCAUGGCUGCUGCCUGGGGUCUUGUGAGUUCUCCAGGGUGGGCAGUGUGUGAAAUCCCUGGGUUGCCAUGGCUCAAGGUGGGCUGGCCAGUGCAGGGGUGGCUCUGCCCCCAGAGCUGAGCCCAGCCUGUGUCACAGCAUCCCCCUGCCUCUCCCACCCUCGGCCCGUGUGGAGCUGCGUCCCAGGCUCAGUUCAUUGUGUCCCAGCUCCCUGCCACCUUCCCUGGGCCUGUCUGCUUCCACCCGAGCCCUUCGACAGCAAUAAUGGCCAGGCCUCAGCUGCUGCUGUCCACUGCCUGCCCAUCCCACCGCCGCUGCCUGCAGCGGGUAGGAGCCCUGGCACCGGGGAGCAUCAGGCUGGGCACUGCCUGACCCUGUGCCCAUGGCACAGCCCACAGCCUGGGCAGGGACCCCUCGCACAGUCCCUGCUUUGGGGGGCUGCCUUGGGCCCCUUGUGUUCUGCCCCUGGGGAGGGCUGUAGGUGCUGCUGGCUGGGACUGUCAGGUAGCGCCAGUGCCAGCACUGCCCCAGCUCUGCCUGCGUCCUGCCUGUGCUGGGCAGUGCCCAGCAUUCCUGCAGCCCUCGCCCCCCAACGUGCCUUGCCCCCACUUGGUGACAAUCUGUUCUGCUCCCCGCUGGAGCCCUUCCCCUUGCUGCCCCUUCCCUGGUGGGCCGGGGGCCAGUGCCACGAGCCCCUCUGCCGUCCGCCGCCGCACACCGGGGCCAUGGUGUAGGCUCCCACCUGCGCCAGCCGUGGAUGGAGCCACUGGCCAGGGGCCACAGGACUAUUUUUCUAUAACAACUUUUUGGUGCACAGUAAUUUUUUCUUGUAAUUUAAUCAGCCGGGAGCUGCCUCCUGAGCCUGUUUUUAAUUUAAUGGAUGUGGAUAUAACGCUAGAGAGACUGAGUUAUUAAAUGUUCAGAACUAUGCAAACCA